Molecule: messenger RNA, 1816 nt
Organism: Rhinopithecus roxellana (golden snub-nosed monkey)
Lineage: Eukaryota; Metazoa; Chordata; Mammalia; Primates; Cercopithecidae
Gene: DEGS1
Product: delta 4-desaturase, sphingolipid 1
Exons: 3
Coding region: 167-1138 (323 amino acids)
Biological process (GO): ceramide biosynthetic process
Cellular component (GO): membrane
Molecular function (GO): sphingolipid delta-4 desaturase activity
Source: RefSeq, a predicted model, not a curated record
CGGGCCGCGAGGGGCGGGGCCUCGGGACUCCGCCCACGCCUCCGUCUCCUCCGCGCUCCGCCGCAGUCGGCCGACACCACACGAGUCGGGAAGCCGCCGCAGCCACCUCUAAGGAGCCGGCUAGGAGCAAGAGCCGACAGCGAGCCUGCGAGCCACCGCCGCCGCCAUGGGGAGCCGCGUGUCGCGGGAAGACUUCGAGUGGGUCUACACCGACCAGCCCCACGCCGACCGGCGCCGGGAGAUCCUGGCAAAGUAUCCAGAGAUAAAGUCCUUGAUGAAACCUGAUCCCAAUUUGAUAUGGAUUAUAAUUAUGAUGUUUCUCACCCAGUUGGCUGCAUUUUACAUAGUAAAAGACUUGGACUGGAAAUGGGUCAUAUUUGGGGCCUAUGUGUUUGGCAGUUGCAUUAACCACUCAAUGACUCUGGCUAUUCAUGAGAUUUCCCACAAUGCUGCCUUUGGCAACUGCAAAGCAAUGUGGAAUCGCUGGUUUGGAAUGUUUGCUAAUCUUCCUAUUGGGAUUCCAUAUUCAAUUUCCUUUAAGAGAUAUCACAUGGAUCAUCAUCGGUACCUUGGAGCUGAUGGCGUCGAUGUAGAUAUUCCUACCGAUUUUGAGGGCUGGUUCUUCUGUACCACUUUCAGAAAGUUUAUAUGGGUUAUUCUUCAGCCUCUCUUCUAUGCCUUUCGACCUCUGUUCAUCAACCCCAAACCAAUUACUUAUUUGGAAGUUAUCAAUAUCGGGGCCCAGGUCACAUUUGACAUUUUAAUUUAUUACUUUUUGGGAGUUAAAUCUUUAGUCUACAUGUUGGCAGCAUCUUUACUUGGCCUGGGUUUGCACCCGAUUUCUGGACAUUUUAUAGCUGAGCAUUACAUGUUCUUAAAGGGUCACGAAACUUACUCAUAUUAUGGGCCUCUGAAUUUAUUUACCUUCAAUGUAGGUUAUCAUAAUGAACAUCAUGACUUCCCCAACAUUCCUGGAAAAAGCCUUCCACUGGUGAGGAAAAUAGCAGCUGAAUACUAUGACAACCUCCCCCACUACAAUUCCUGGAUAAAAGUACUGUAUGAUUUUGUGAUGGAUGAUACAAUAAGUCCCUACUCAAGAAUGAAGAGGCACCAAAAAGGAGAGAUGGUGCUGGAGUAGAUAUCAUUAGUGCCAAAGGGAUUCCUUUCCGAAACUUUAGAUGAUAAAGUGGAAGUUUUGCAUUAUUAAACUUGAGACCAGGGAUGCUUAGAAGCUCCCCUGGCACAAUUUCAGAGUAAGAGUUCAGUGAUAUCAAGAAAUGAAUCUGGCUUUUAAACAGUCAGCCUGACUCUAUACCGCUGGGCUUCACUCACAGGAAACUUGUGACUUGUGUAUUAUCGUCAUUGAGGAUGUUUCACUCAUGUCUGUCAUUUUAUAAGCAUAUCAUUUUAAAAGCUUUUAAAAAGCUAUUUCGCUGGGCACGGUGGCUCAUGCCUGUAAUCCCAGCACUUUGGGAGGCCAAGGUGGGUGGAUCACCUGAGGUCAGGAGUUUGAGACCAGCCUGGCCAACAUGGUGAAACCCCGUCUCUACUAAAAAUGCAAAAAUUAGCUGGGCAUGGCAGCGCAUGCCUGUAAUCCCAGCUACAUGGGAGGCUGAGGUGGGAGAAUUGCUUGAACCCAGGAGGCGAAGGCAGAGGCUGCCGUGAGCCAAGAUUGUGCCACUGUACUCCAGCCUGGGCAACACAGCAAGACCCCAUCUCAAAAAUAAAUAUAUAUAAAAAAUAAAAAGCUAUUUCUAGUUUAUUUCACUAUAAAGUUCUGCUUUAUUAAAAAGCUAAUAAACAGCUAUUAAUCACA